AUGGCUGUUGCCGGUCCAGAGAACCCAGUCGACCCGCCUGGCUUCCUAGCACAGGAUGUAACCUCGGGCAACGACGACUCACACGAGAAAGACAAGUUAUAUAGGGCACCACCUUCGCCUGAUGACCCCUCCGCGUGGGCCAGUCUAAAUAUGCCCGAUCUCUCUGCGUUUAAUCUCGCAAAGUCAUCUGAAAUUUUCCCAGAAGGGAUGGAGAAUAGGGGCUUGCGAGUUCCAGCCCCAUUUGACCGUCGGGCCCCCAAGGGUGCCAGAAAGUCAACAGAAAACCGGUAUCUUCCGUCGAAAUUGGCAUUAGAUGAGGACUCUAGCUCCAAUUUUCAGGCAACUUAUAAUCCAGCUACUGGGAGCUCAUCGUUCAGAGCUGCUGACGAUACUGCACGAUCGGGACAUCAUAGCAACGCAAAUGACGUUACCGACGAAGUACGUCGAUUACACAAUCGGGUCGUUGAAUUGGAAUCAGAGCUCCAAUCCUCUGUGGUGGCGAAGCAGAGAUGCAAGCCUCCGCGAAUUCAAGUUCUUUAUCGCCUCCAGGACGACAAUUCCGAGGAGUCUUCAAAUGACAACAUCCCGUUUGAAGACGUACCAGAGAUAAUCAGGAACAAGGGAGAUACUGCUCAUUUGCGAUGCCGGAACCGAGUCAGCAAUCUCGAGCUUUACCUAAUAAGACACCCCGACAUAUCAUUUGUGGUCUUUCGAACUUAUCCUAAGACCAUUCUUCUUGACGGCAAAAAGGCACAAUCUUGCUCCCAGCCGGUUGACCAACUCCAUCUCCCACCCCCACUUGCUGAAAGCAUUUUUCCGGUCGAAAAAAAGCUAAAGCAGGCUCUAGAAAUGGUUCUAGAGCGAAAACCCGAAUUCUGGAAGAUCCUUGACGAGUAUCUGGACACGGGCGAGCUUGACGCGCCGUACCUUUUCAUCUACCAUAGCCGGAACGAUCUAGAGGAUAUCCGGUCCCUUCUGGCCCUCGAUGUUUUAAAGCAGCUGGAUCUUCUCUUGGGGUACGUGAAGUAUGCAUUUGGGCAUGAGUAUCAUGAGGCAGAUGACCUGUUGAAGAAAGACAACAUGGCGCCAGCCUAUAUCCCAUACUUGACUAAACCCGGUGAUGUGCUAAUCGUAAGGGAGGGAAAGUAUCACACGGGUUUUAUCGCAGAAUCUUGGUCGUCCUCAAUGCGAGAAACACCCUCCAUUUCCACCUCUUCGGACAGGAAAACUAUCAUUGACUGUUCUCAUUCCCGCGAGGGAUUUGGACAUGAAUUUGGCGCUGCAGGAGGACUGAUUGAUGAGCCAGCCAUAUUGAACCAUGCGAGUGGUUCCUGGACGCGGCAGUCUAAUCUGGUCUAUACCUGCACAUUGAUGGGUAAGACCCUGGAAUUCGACGGCUGCUUUUACUGGAAACAAAAGCUGUUGACAAUUGAGAUGUCUGCCGACUCUCUUCACCAAGCCAGCGCAAUUGCCAACUUAAAUGUCUUUCCUCUUCGGCAUGCGCCGAAGGAACUCUCCGAUCUCCUUCAACGGCGAGGAUCAAAUUUCUGGAAAUGUCGGGCGAAAAACCUCAUUUCUUACCAGCCUGGAGAUGAUGACGAAUUUAGCAGAAUGACAGAUGACCGAUACAUGAUUGAUAUGCGCACGUUCCGCACGCUUCACCCUCAUAAUGCCAUUUCGAGAGGACGAACGUCCGACGACCUCAGCUUGGACGUGAUCAGGGACGAUGAACGCUUUCAAUAUCUCCUCCCGCCCCUCAUCAAGGGAUACAACCUCCGUCGAAAAGCCUGGCAUGAUCUUGCCGUCGACCGUAUCUUUGACGUGAAAUGGAACCGCGAAGCGUUCCAUUCCCUCGUCAUCGAAAACAAAGCCAAAAGCCUUAUCGAGGCCCUUGUCGUCAGUCAGUUAGAGGAAGAGAAAUCAACGGACCUGAUCAGCGGCAAGGGGAACGGCUUGGUCUUAUUAUUCCAUGGCGGACCGGGGACCGGAAAGACUCUGACGGCCGAGGGAGUCGCAGAAAUAGCCAAGAAGCCCCUUUACCGUGUAACUUGUGGCGAUGUCGGCACUAAGGCGGAGGACGUCGAAAAAUACCUGGAUUCUGUCCUGCACCUCGGACGGAUCUGGGACUGUGUUGUUCUACUCGACGAAGCAGACGUCUUCCUCGAGCAGCGAAGCCUGGAAGACCUCAAGCGCAAUGCGCUUGUCUCUGUUUUCCUACGCGUGCUAGAGUACUACGAAGGAAUCCUUAUUUUGACGAGCAAUCGGGUUGGGACCUUCGACGAAGCCUUCAUCUCGCGCAUUCAGCUGGCCCUGCAUUAUCCCGACCUGGGCCCCCGCCAAAGGCAUCAGAUCUGGCAAACCUUCAUCGACCGACUCGAGAAUCUUGAUGAAGAUAUUGACUUUGCGAAUCUGCGUGAGAAUCUGGAUGUGUUGAAAAAGGAAAAACUGAAUGGGCGCCAAAUCAGGAACGUUAUUACCACGGCUAGACAAUACGCCAAAUGGAAGAAGACGACCCUCACCUUUGAGCAUCUGAAGGACGUGAUUGAAAUCUCCGGGCGUUUCGGAACGUAUCUCCAUGACCUCCGGGGUUUCUCGGAAAAUGAACUCGCAAAGGAUGGUGGAAUACGGUGA
Molecule: messenger RNA, 2631 nt
Organism: Aspergillus terreus NIH2624
Lineage: Eukaryota; Fungi; Ascomycota; Eurotiomycetes; Eurotiales; Aspergillaceae
Product: ATP-binding protein
Exons: 2
Coding region: 1-2631 (876 amino acids)
Molecular function (GO): ATP hydrolysis activity; ATP binding
Source: RefSeq, a predicted model, not a curated record